Daphnia magna is the source of this 1076-nucleotide messenger RNA. RefSeq lists its product as uncharacterized. The coding region runs from base 1 to 672 and encodes 223 amino acids. The record is from RefSeq and is a predicted model, not a curated record. NCBI's taxonomy places the organism in Eukaryota, Metazoa, Arthropoda, Branchiopoda, Diplostraca, Daphniidae. The transcript has 4 exons.
AUGCAGAAUUAUGACUCCCGAAAAACGAGAUUUGCAAAAUUGCUCUCCCGGGCAAAGGGUCAACUAGCCCCACUCUGGUCUAAACCCUCCCUUAAAAUCAAGAGAAGUAUCAGGGUGUGUUGCUCAGUUAGAUUGUGCAUCCCGGUGACCUGGCACCUGACUUUGGCAUGUAAAAAUCAACCAACGUUUCAACUUUAUCGGGGUGGGGAGUCUGGAGAUCACAACGAUUGUUUUCAAAAUGGGAUCUACGUAGACAGAGGUACAUCCAGUGACAGGGACAGAGCUUCUGCUGCAAAAUGUGACGUCCAUCGACAACUGCAGGGGCAACGCAAGCGCCGCAUCCCUGCUGUCAUUUCUUCUUGCGCAGCCGUCGUACCGGAUUCUAUAUUUCAAUUUGUGAUUCUGUUUCCUUUCUUGAUUUAUCGUGCAGUUGCUGCCGAAGUUAGACUAGCCAUGACCACUCCAGAAAAUGUAACGAUAAUAACGCCCCCCAGAAAGGAAGUAUCUUCCCAUUUGGGUGAUUUGAACGUAAUCGCCAUAGAAAACGCCUAUGCUACUUGCCACAACGUUCAAGAUUUAUUGCAUUUACGAGGAUUUACUUCAAAGCCAGCAUACGUGAAGAACAAACGAGGAAAAACUAAAAAAAGGAAACUGCAAAAGGACAAAAACUGAAUUAAAUUUCAUACCUGUGAUGGAAAUGAAAAAUCAGUAAGACGGCUGACGCUUCCUUUGUUCUUUAAAUUUUACUCAAAUUUAAAUGGAAGGCUGAAACCGUUUUAUUAGUUUCGUUUUAUAAAAAUUCAUGCUGUGAUGCACGACGCAUAAGAGAAACUAUCUUUUUUUAUGUAACUUUUUUCGACAUCUUCCUUGACACUCGCUGGAAGGAAAGGAAACAAAUUUAUCUAUAUAGAUUUAUUUUCGACCAUUAAUUUUAUUGUAGUUAAAACUAUCCAUCUUUUCUGAAGGAUUGAAGCAUCUUAUUUUUGAGUGCCAUUUCCUUUACCGCUCGCUUAUUAUUGCUGUUGAUUAGGCUGUGGUUAAGCUCCGUUGAAUAAAGUUCCUUUUCUGUGGGAAGA